This is a messenger RNA of Aspergillus tanneri, 174 nucleotides long. RefSeq names its product F1F0 ATP synthase subunit i. The coding region runs from base 1 to 174 and encodes 57 amino acids. The transcript has 4 exons. The record is from RefSeq and is a predicted model, not a curated record. Gene Ontology annotation, biological process: proton motive force-driven ATP synthesis. NCBI's taxonomy places the organism in Eukaryota, Fungi, Ascomycota, Eurotiomycetes, Eurotiales, Aspergillaceae. Gene Ontology annotation, molecular function: proton transmembrane transporter activity.
AUGUCUCUCCUUGGAAAGAAGUUCCCGACUCCUGUCGGCAAACCUAUGGCUCCCUUCUUCGCUGCCGGCGCUGUCGUCCUCUAUGGAAUCAACUCGUUUGCCAACGUCAUGAUGUCGACCAACGAGUUCAAGAACGACCCCCGCAACCCUAACGCCAAGAACGUUAAGCACUAG